Molecule: messenger RNA, 1692 nt
Organism: Protopolystoma xenopodis
Lineage: Eukaryota; Metazoa; Platyhelminthes; Monogenea; Polystomatidea; Polystomatidae
Source: the annotation of a GenBank genome assembly
AUGAAUUCUAUGGACUUCGGACAAGGCUGCCUAAUUCCUGUACAUCGUCAUGGUGCACGUUCAGCCUCUUCCUCUCCGGCACCCCUGCUUGGGCAUCCUGGCUCUUCAUUGUCGCUGGGACAGCCCGUCCCUCUUGGUCCUGGGGUUAGCUUGGCUCGUACCAGCAUUCCUUGCACUCUUGUCAGUAACCCCCACACAUACCAACAGAGACAACCCACUUCACAACACCUUGCUCAGCGUUGUCCCCGACAUUUAAGCCACAUUCAUGACCAUCAGCAUCAACAGCUAGUUUGGUGCUCGAACCAAACGUAUUUACCUCAUUAUCUGCUUCCUCCUGGAAUAUCUGGAGCUCGUGCCCAAUCCAUGCUCCAGACUACAGACCCCCUCUGGCAAGUGACACAGGCACCGCCCCCUAUACCUCCACGGACACACAAAAUCAGUGCCAGCUCACCUGGACCGGACCUAGCCUCUGGCCAACUAGCCACCUUGACAGCCCAAUGUCUUGUCACCAGCCCACCUACCGACAGAUCUGCUAUUGAUAAUGCUACCGCGUCAGUUUGUCCUCAUUCAGUCUCACUAUCUUCAGCCUCAUCCUCAUCUUCCUCCUCUUUGACCUCUCACUCCGGCGCUACUUUCGAACCUAGUGGUCAACACCAGCGACAACAUCGGUCAUAUCUUCAUCCCCAUCCAUUACAACCUCGGCACACUCUCCAGUCCCAGCAACAACACCUUUGUUCCUUAUCUCCUGUCUCUGCCCCUUAUUCCUUCCACCUUUGCCACCCGGCUUCUCAGUUCACAUCUGAACAGACACAGAUCACCGAUUCCCAGGAAGCCAUUCGUUCCAGCGGGCCGGAUUGCCAAAAUGAUCCCGCCCCUGACCUAAAUACGGACCAAAACCAAAAGCAACCUUCCUCUAUCGCCAGGUCGGUCUCAGGCCAACAUCAAUUAUUGCAAUCGGUUCUGCCAGGAGGGUCAAAUCAGGCUACUGAAGUAUUCCACGUGGCUGGUCCCAAUGAUACAAAAGAGAAAGAGCCUUCCAUUGAGAGUUUGGUUCCUGAUGCAAUUAGUACGUGUCCACAACUUUCAUUUUCUUUUCACAGCGACCAGUCUGACCAUAUCAUUCCCGAAACCCCUUCGCCCUUGUCGGAGAGUGGUUUACUUAAGCCUCUUGGACUUAUCGCCGCUCAGUUCAUCCCCUCACAAUUUACCAAUAUACCAGUCAAUGCUAUCACUAUAGCCACCACCAUGAGCAGUGCACUCACUUCAGCUACACUUACUUCGGACGACCUUAUCGUGCCGUCAGACGAACAUUUUUCUGGUGCCGCCACCCAUCUACAGACACAGUGUGGGAUUGCUCCCCAUCUGGAAGCGUCUGUUUCAGCCGACCUUGUGACUCGGCAACAUUCGCCCCCCUCUCGCCCUCUCUGCUUUCAUUCGAGACAGCAGCAGCAACUUGCUUACAACCACCCCUGCGAAGAGUGUCCGAGUUUUCAGCAUCAGCCAUUCAUUCAUAACUCGGUUAAUCAUUCACAUCAAAAUCGCCAACAACAGCAACAGCUACCUCAGCAUCGUCAUCAUCGGCCUCAGCCUCAGCCAAUUUGCUCCACCUCAUCUGCGAAUUCGGCCCCUUUAUCGCCUUCUGAUCCUGCAAAUAGUGAGGCAUUUUGUUCUGUUUUACACACUUUUGAUUAG